CUCAGUUACAACACCAUCUUUUAAAUACUGGCCGGUCAUUUGUAAUCAUAAAAUCUGCUCAUCUGCCUCACGGAACCCCACAACACAGCUCAUUCCUGCAGCUGCACAUACUGAACUAUGUGGUCCUGUUACCGCAAAAUGGAUCUUCGCUGGUCCCUGGUACUCUGUGCCCUGGCCCAGGUCACUUGCUGUGGGGCUAGGUCUGUACCCCUGCAACCUCUCAGCUUCCCAAAUCCUCUCCCCCGGGGCUGCAACGACUCGGAUGUGCUGUUUUUCUCAGGCCUGGCCCUGAAGCACAUCAACGCAGACCAACAGGAUGGUUAUGUGCUGGGGCUCAACCGAGUGCAUGAUGCAUGGGAGCACAUACAGGGCAGCCGGGGCUCGCUUUUCUACCUCACAUUGGAUGUGCUGGAGACCAGCUGCCAUGUGCUCAGCAGGAAGGACUGGACCGACUGUGGGGGAAGGCCACUUUAUGAAUCAAUUUAUGGUCAAUGCAAAGCAGCUUUUUAUGUCAACAAAUCACAAAGAAUUCUCCUCUUACUGGCUUAUAACUGUACUCUUCGCCCAGUUUCUAGAAGAAAACUGUUGUGCCCGGACUGUCCCUUUCCCAGCACCACUGACUUUUCAGAUGAUGGGAUCUUAAAAGCUGCCACUGAGACUCUUGCAAAAUACAACAACGAGAGUGCCUCGAAGCAGUACUCUCUCGACAAAGUCACCAGGGUGUCUAGACAGUGGGUGUCUGGCCCUGCUUACUAUGUGGAAUACUUAAUCAGAGAGUCACCGUGUAACAAGUCCCAGGCCAGCAGCUGCCCACUCCAGCCCUCUGCCUCUGCGCCUGUUGGCUUCUGCCACGGUUCUCUGAUUGAAAGUCUUUUUAAAAAGUACAUCUCCGUGACUUGCAACAUCUUCAAAUCACAGGUCCAGACUCCUGGAAGUGAGAACUCCCCUGCUGAACACAACCCUCCACACCUCCCGGGGGGGACGCCGCCCCCAAAGGAAAACACAGCUCCUUCCAGCUCCCCUGCUGAAAGGAAGCCCCGAGGAUCUAUCCAGCACCUCCCUGCUGUAGAUCAUGAGAAACCCGAAGAUUCCCAGGACAAGGACCAGGAGAUCUUCCCCGUGCAGCUGGAUCUGACCACCAAUCCGCUGGGAGGCCACCUGGAUAUCUCUUCCAUCUUCAUAGGCCCCCAGAAAGAGCAGCUGGUUGUCCUGCCUUUCCCCAAAGCACCGCGCUCUGCAGAGUGCCCAGGGCCUGCCCGCGAGACCAGCUCUCUUGUUCUCCCUCCUUGAGAAUCACAGAGGUCGUCCCAUGGGUGUCCCAUAGGAAAAGAGAUGUGGUGUGGACAGGAUAGAGAGACAGAGGGCAUGAAUGUAGAAUGGCUAAUAAAAUGUGUCCCUUUGACUGUC
This is a messenger RNA of Cavia porcellus (domestic guinea pig), 1407 nucleotides long. RefSeq names its product fetuin B (gene Fetub). The record is from RefSeq and is a predicted model, not a curated record. The coding region runs from base 118 to 1290 and encodes 390 amino acids. Gene Ontology annotation, molecular function: cysteine-type endopeptidase inhibitor activity; metalloendopeptidase inhibitor activity. Lineage: Eukaryota; Metazoa; Chordata; Mammalia; Rodentia; Caviidae. Gene Ontology annotation, biological process: binding of sperm to zona pellucida; negative regulation of endopeptidase activity. Gene Ontology annotation, cellular component: extracellular region. The transcript has 7 exons.